GACCUUCGAGUAUAAUGAAAAGAUUCAGAUAUUUUGUAUUUUACUUUGGGAUACCUGCACUUUUCGUGUUGGUAUUACUCAAUGCAUUAGCAUAUAAGCAACAUAUUGUAACUGUUGUGAAGAGCAAAGACGCUGAGAUCUCACAAAACUUUGCUCAGCUACAUAGACUGUCUACGACAGUAAUAACCAAGACAAAUGAAACUCAAAAACGGUGUAGUUCAGAGAAAUCAUCAAACAGUUAUAGCAAUGGGGAACUUAUGAACAUUUCGGACCAAGAAAAGUUAGUCUCGGAGGCAAAAAAGAACAUUUCGGACGAAUAUAAUAACUCAAAAAAAUAUGAGCGAACUGCUAGUGAUAGCACUUUAACGCCGAAGGAUUCUUUGGAAUAUUGCAUGAGAUUUUUAAGCAACCCAGUUAAUGGUUUGCAAUCAGACAUACUUGGAGAAAAGUCAUACCAACCCGUCCCAGAUCACACAAGUGACGAGAAUAUAUUAGCUCUUCUCGAAGAUGGAUGCGAGACAUUUGGAAAAAGGUUUUUCUUCAUGACCUCGGAAGAAAACUUUCAAUACGUCACUAAAGAAGAAAGAAAUUAUCCAAUCGCUUACUCUAUCGUGACUCACCGCCAAUUGAAUCAACUUUCUAUGCUCCUUGGUGCUAUCUACCGGUCUCAAAAUUUGUACUGUAUACAUGUUGAUGCAAAAUCUAAUCAAACUUUAAGAAAUGGUGUAAAACUUAUAUCUCAAUGCUUCCCUAAUAUAUUUUUGUCAUCAAAAACUGAAAGGGUCAUUUAUGCAUCGUUCAGUAGGCUUCAGGCUGAUGUCAACUGUAUGAGAGAUCUAUUGGCAGUUCCCAAAUCUAUGUACAAUUGGAAUCACUGUAUAAACCUGUGUGGUCAGGAUUUUCCGGUCAGUACUAACUAUGAAAUAGUUCAACAACUGAAAGCAUUGAAAGGAAAGAACACUGUUGCAGGAACAAGGGAGUUGAACGACAUUGCAAGAUUGAGAACCAACUUCGUGUACAGGGUCAUAAAUGUCACAAAUGAACGGAACGAAACGAUUGAAGUCGACUCUAAAACGUUCGAGAAGCAUCGGCCACCUCCUUAUAACAUGACUGUGAUCAAGAAUCUCGCAUAUAACACCCUAACGAGAGAAUUCCUUCAGUGGGCGCUAGUGGAUAGCAAAGAAGGUGCUGAUCUUUUAAAUUGGUCUUCAGUGACCCACACACCGGAUGAGCAUUUCUGGGGAAUGCUUAAUGCAUAUCCAGGAGCCCCGGGAGGUUCAAGUUAUGUUUCCUGGUGGCAAGUAGCCCGUGCAGUCAUGUGGAAGAAUAACAAAGCAAAUGAUAUAUGCCAUGGUUACUGGGUUCGAGGAGUUUGCGUUCUUGGAGCGGGUGACCUACCCUGGAUCAUGAAAGUACCUCAAAUGUUUGUGAACAAAUUUGACGUCACCUACGACGUCACACCCGUGACGUGUAUACGGACAUUUUUAAAACAAAAGACGAUUGAAUAUAAUUCUACUCUGAAUAAUAAUAAGAAACCAUUGCAACUUCCGUGGCAAAUGUUGGACGGAUGAAAAACUCUCUCUAGCUUCAAAAGCACAAGAAAAGUUUUCAUUUUAACGUUUUUGCUAUUUUCACUUUUGAACAAGGCUGUGUAGGCGCAGCCACUUAGAUAGUAUAAGAUAGUAAUAUCCCGAAGCUAAUAUUGUUUAGAAUGAUUAUUCUUUUUCGAUUCAGCGAACCCCAGGCAAAUUCAUUACACUAUGGAAGAGGUGAUGGACAUGGGUUUUAUUCUGUCGUCUUUAACUUGUCAACUUUCAUACAUAAUUCAGAAUAACGAUUGAUCACGACGCAACCGUGUUUAUUAAGCUGUCAUGAAAAAUAAAAAUUAUAAAAAAAGAAUCUUAAAAAUAUUUGAUGCAUAUCAAAGAUUUGCACAGCAUGUGAGACAAGUCUGGGUGUCUCAAAAUGAAAACUACAAAAAUAUCACCUUGUUGUAGCUUGUAACUUUUGCGAUCUAAAUUCUAAAUGUUCUGAAUUAUUCAAAAUUAAUUUUUAAUUCACAAUUAAAUUGCAAUUUAGUUCAACUA
This is a messenger RNA of Styela clava, 2087 nucleotides long. Its product is annotated as N-acetyllactosaminide beta-1,6-N-acetylglucosaminyl-transferase-like. The record is from RefSeq and is a predicted model, not a curated record. NCBI's taxonomy places the organism in Eukaryota, Metazoa, Chordata, Ascidiacea, Stolidobranchia, Styelidae. Gene Ontology annotation, molecular function: acetylglucosaminyltransferase activity. Gene Ontology annotation, cellular component: membrane.